Fonsecaea erecta is the source of this 1464-nucleotide messenger RNA. RefSeq lists its product as hypothetical. The record is from RefSeq and is a predicted model, not a curated record. Bases 1 to 1464 code for a protein of 487 amino acids. Lineage: Eukaryota; Fungi; Ascomycota; Eurotiomycetes; Chaetothyriales; Herpotrichiellaceae. The transcript is spliced from 3 exons. Gene Ontology annotation, molecular function: monooxygenase activity; iron ion binding; heme binding.
AUGUUUUCACCGGUCCAGGGUGUUGUGCUGGCUGCUAUCCUAUUUCUGAUUCCACUACAACUUUACUUCAGAUAUCGAAAGCUAAGCUCUAUUCCAGGCCCCUUUUUGGCCAGUUUCACAGACCUCUGGAGAGCAUAUGCUCAGAAUUACGGCGUCAUCGCCACGACACUGAUCAAGCUUCACGAGAAGCACGGUCCACUGGUGCGUAUUGGUCCCAACACGAUCCAUGUCAGUGACCCUGCUGCCGUCAGCACGAUUUACACAAACCAUGGGGAAUUCAAAAAGGCGGACUCGUACUCUCCUCUGCGGGUGCCCACCUCUCGUGGCAAGUCGAUCGGGAGCGUGAUCGAUAUGCAGGACGAAGAGGGCAACACCCUGUUGAAGAGAGGGGUUGGGAAUGCGUUCGCGACAAAGACCCUCCUCGACUACGAGCACAGUGUAGAUGAGACUGUCAACGAGCUCGCCCGGACUAUCAUCGAGGUUCCUGAAUUCGAUCUCUUUAAGACGAUGCAGUUCUUUCAGCUCGACAUGCUCACGCAGCUGGCGUUCAGCGAGAACCUGGGACACCUGCAGUACCGCCGGGACGUGUGGGGUAUGGUCGACCCGAGCCGCGACCGCGUCCUCCACUGGGUGCAGUGGCAGGCGUUCCCGACCCUGGAGUAUCUCCUGUUCCAACACCCGCUCUUCAACUGGAUCACCAAGCGAUCGUCCGCGUGGGCGCUCGAGGCGCUCGCGAAACUAGCCAAGCGUGAAUCGGCACCGCUGGAAAAGACGGAGGGACAAAAGGACCUGCUCCAGAAGUACGUCGACGCGUUCAAGAAGAACCCGGCCAUCACUCACGACAUCAUCGAGCUGAUGACGACGUCGACAAUCUCGGCGGGCUUUGACAGCACGACCGUGACGGUCACGACGAUCCUUUUCUUCCUCAUGAAGUACCCAGCUGCGCACGAAAGACUCAAGAAAGAGCUGGAGCAGGCUCAUCUUUCCACCCCCGUGCCGCAGUGGACCGAGGUGAACCGGCUCGAGUACCUGGACGCCGUCUUCAAGGAGGCCAUGCGCUGCAACCCGUUCGUAACGAUCCCCCUAGAGCGCGUGGUGCCGCGCGGCGGGGCUGUCAUCGCUGGCAAACACAUCCCCGCCGGAACCACGGUCGGCUGCGCCGCCAAGGUCAUCCACAGCAAUCGUGCACUCUACGGCGAGGACGUGGACGAGUUCCGGCCCGAACGCUGGCUGACGGACCCGGAGAAGAAGCUCGCCAUGGAACGAGCGUCGAUGGGCUUCGGGUCCGGAAAGCGUGUCUGCCUGGGGCGGCACAUUGCGGAGCUGGAGAUCAAGAAGCUGAUCCCUGCUCUGGUGCUGCGGUUUAAGAUGGACCUCACCAAGCCGGACGCGUCUUUGGAAUUCGCGGAUGGCCGAACCGCGUUUCCCAAGACCAUUAUGGUCAAAUUCGAAGAAAAGAAAUAA